Molecule: messenger RNA, 1722 nt
Organism: Drosophila serrata
Lineage: Eukaryota; Metazoa; Arthropoda; Insecta; Diptera; Drosophilidae
Product: transmembrane protein 184C
Source: RefSeq, a predicted model, not a curated record
GACGUGAAAAGGGGGGAAGAAGAAGAAGAGAAAACAGCAACGGGGCGGCGGCAACAACGAAUCAACAACUAGGCAGCGUUGUUAUUCUGUUCUACGGAAAAUCCGGGCCCUUAUCACAAGCGAGAACCUAGGCGAAUCUGCCGGGGCGAACGAUGUGCGGGUUGGACGUGAGACGCUUCUGUGAGGAUUGGCGGAUCUGGAUACGGCCGCUGCUGAUCGUUACCUAUGGCAUUUUCGCCAUUAUUGUUGUGCCUCUGCUGAUUGUAAAUUCGGUGAAGGAUGGCUUCCAGCGCAACGACCAGCUCAUCCUCAUCGGUGGCCUGUUCGUGCUGGCCGCUGUGCCCGUGUCGAUAUGGCAUAUUAUCCAACACGUCAUCCAUUUCACGAAGCCGAUUCUGCAAAAGCACAUAAUUCGCAUACUGUGGAUGGUGCCCAUUUACGCCCUGAACGCGUGGAUCGGCCUCUUCUUUCCAAAGCAUUCGAUUUACGUGGACUCGUUGCGCGAAUGCUACGAGGCGUACGUGAUCUACAAUUUCAUGGUGUACCUGCUCAAUUACUUGAAUCUCAACAUGGACCUGGAAGCCACCAUGGAGUACAAGCCGCAGGUGCAGCACUUCUUUCCGCUCUGCUGCAUGCGACCGUGGGUGAUGGGGCGUGAGUUCAUCCACAACUGCAAGCACGGAAUCCUCCAAUACACGGUGGUGCGACCAAUCACCACCUUUAUCUCUGUCAUCUGUGAGCUGUGCGGCGUCUAUGGCGAGGGCGAAUUUGCCGGUAACGUGGCCUUCCCCUACAUUGUGGUCGUGAACAACAUCUCCCAGUUUGUGGCCAUGUACUGCCUGGUGCUAUUCUACCGUGCCAACAAGGAGGACCUCAAGCCUAUGAAGCCCAUUCCCAAGUUCCUCUGUAUCAAGGCUGUGGUGUUCUUUUCCUUUUUCCAAGGAGUGCUGCUCAAUGUGCUGGUGUACUACAAUAUAAUUAAGGACAUUUUCGGAUCGGAUGUGGGCGAUACGAAUCUGGCGUCUUUGCUACAGAACUUCCUCAUCUGCAUCGAGAUGUUCAUCGCCGCCGUGGCUCAUAUCUAUAGCUUCCCGCAUCAUCCGUUCCACAUCAAUUCGCCGCAGUACUGGAAUAAUCCGAACCAUAGCUGGUGUCGUGCCUUCCUUUCCAUGAUGGACAUAUCCGACAUGCAAGAGGACGUCACCGAGCACCUGGGAGUUGUGAGCAGUUCACUUAGUCGACGCUUUCAAGGACGCAGCACGUAUCAGCCGCUGGCGCGUAGUCCUCGUCGCUCUAGCAGCGAAUCGGAGUAUCUCAUAAGCAAGCGGCAGGAUCAGCAAUUGUCGGGCAGCUCGUCGCAGUCAGCAGGCUUGCCGCCCGAUGAUAUGAUCAGUAGUAGCAAUAGCAACAACUACCAACAACAACAACUACACCUGCCGGGAGCGGCGGGAACCCAGCCGUCAACGCGUCAGCGUGAAACGCUGCAUCUACGUGAGCGUGAAAGGGAGAGGGAUCUGGGUGCUGGUGUAGGUGGCAAUAGUAGCUUCCUGCGCCUGGCGCCCGGUGCCGGAGCCGCUUCGGCCGCCGCUCCUAUUCCCGAGUCCAAUGACGACUAUGCCAUGCUGCUGGGUGGCGGCGCAGGCAGGUGACACCGCUACCAGCAAUAUCAUUAUCAGCAACAUCACCAACACCCGCACAUUGACGACGCGUUCGAGGAUGAGG